Molecule: messenger RNA, 951 nt
Organism: Marasmius oreades (fairy-ring Marasmius)
Lineage: Eukaryota; Fungi; Basidiomycota; Agaricomycetes; Agaricales; Marasmiaceae
Exons: 1
Coding region: 1-951 (316 amino acids)
Source: RefSeq, a predicted model, not a curated record
AUGUCGGACAACGACCGAGCCAGGUUCGAUGCUCGUAUGAAAAUGAUUGAUAGUAAUGAUGAACAGGAUGAUGAAGGCUCUGACCUUGAUCCUGAAACUCGUGAAUCUAGUGACCCGAGCGAGUCCGAAGAUGAACAUGAGCCUGAUACCCGAAGUAAGGGGAAGGCAGUGGACCCCCGUAACUGGGGUGCUUCCAAGUUACCUGAGCACGACUUAAGUGUGCAACAGCAGGAAGCCGAAUUGGAACAUUACGCCCAAACUAAGAAACUCAAAAAGGUUCAUAGCCCAAAGUCAGUACUCAAAGGGAAGAAGGUUCCAGACUCUUUGACGAGUGGUGAGGAACAACUUCCUGUGCUCCCCAAGAAAUCGGAAGUUAGAGUUGCCCGAGAAAAAGCUCACCAUAAAAAAUCCAAAGUUCAUGCCAAGGAAAAUCGUGCAGCCUCCGAAGCCCUUUCUGAUCUUGUUGAAAAUCACAUCAAUUCUAUUGUGGCUGGGAAACCCUCGGGACACUCAAAAAAUUUCUCGGAACCAGAUAGAAUGCUAAGGCCAAGUGAAUUGAUUGCUCCGACGAACCACCUAGCCAAACUACUGAAUCCUAAACCCAAAGGGAAAAGUAGUCGCAAGGAUCACAAGCACAACAAGGCAAAAUAUGACCCACCGAGUUCAUCCUCGAGUUCGUCGUCGUCAUCUAGCAGUUCUCAGAGUGAUUUCGAUGGUCCUUCAGACUCGGAAAGCUCCGAUUCAGAUUCCAGCUCUUCCAAUUCAACGUCGGAUUCUCGCAGACACCGUCACAGGAGAAAAAAGCACCCGAAAAAGAAGAUGCUUUUGAAACCUGUCCCGCCAGAACCAUAUGACGGAUCUCCAGAUGUCCGUGCCAUAAUCAAAUUUGUUACUGGGCCACCACGAAACCGGGGUGAUUCUGUUCAACUCCUGAUAUGGAUGACAAAGUAA